This is a messenger RNA of Chlamydomonas reinhardtii, 3210 nucleotides long. RefSeq lists its product as uncharacterized. The transcript has 5 exons. NCBI's taxonomy places the organism in Eukaryota, Viridiplantae, Chlorophyta, Chlorophyceae, Chlamydomonadales, Chlamydomonadaceae. Gene Ontology annotation, biological process: regulation of DNA-templated transcription. The record is from RefSeq and is a predicted model, not a curated record. The coding region runs from base 196 to 3114 and encodes 972 amino acids.
CUUCACAAGUACACAGCUGCGUUGCAAAAACAAGCAGCAACUUCAGAAGGCAAGACCGAGUCAGAGACCGAGUACCAAGUUGUGCAGCAAAGUGAGCGCAAAUCCGCUCACAUCAACAAGGCACAAGCUACAAAUAACGGAUGCACAAACUACUGUAAGACUCCACGUCGGCGGCUUGGCGCGACUGCCCACAAAAUGUCAGUAGUCGGCGCCUUCGUUGGAGGCAGCUCGUCCGUCGGCGCCGCGUCAUCCGGCGCGACAGGAUCACAUGUGACAUCUGGAAGAAACACUUACCUGCCGUGCGGCAAACGUUCCUUGCGACAAUCCCCUGGGCCGCAACAACCGUCUUCGCGUGGUAGCGUGGUCGCGCUCGCUCGGCGGAAGUGGUAUGCAGUUGCGCUGCCCGAGGAGCAUAGAGGCGUGUACCGCGAAUGGGAUGAGGUGCGAAGUCGUGUUUCCGGCUCCAGCAACCACGUCCACCGUGGCUUCCCGACUGAAGCGGCGGCCAUGUGCUGGCUGCUGGAGCAGGUGGACGCGCAGGAGCAGCAGGACCAUGCGCUGCAGCCGCUGCGGGAGGAGGUGCAGGCUGCCGCCGCCGCAGCAGCAGCCAGCGUGGCUUCAGGGACGGAGUUUUCUCUGGACGCGACCGGCGCUGUCGCCACUCGUGCGAUAAGCGCAAGGAAGACCGCAUCCCGAGCCACCAGGGAGCUUGGGGCUGGUGGCCCCUCCGCGGCUGAUGCCCCCAGUACCAGCGGCCGUGCCAGCAGCUGCCAGGGGGGCCGCCAGGCGCUCAGGCCAGGGGGCCGCUCCGCGCCGCGGCCCUGGGAGACUGCCGCUGUGACUGUGCUGCCUGACGUAGUGACGGAGCCCAGCCGCCAGUACUUCCGCAAGUGGUACGCGGUGCGGUUCGUGGACGGAGGCCAGCCCGCAGUCUACAACAACUGGCCGGACGCCGAGGCGGCGGUGAAGGGCUCGCCCUACGCGGAGCACCGCAGCUUCCAGGACUACGCAGAGGCUGUGGCGUACGCAUUCGGUCCCGAGCACAUGCACAGAGUGCCAAUGCCGGAGGUGGCGGAGCCGGAGGAGGAGCCUGCGCCGCUGCAGGUGCAGGUGCAGCCGCCGCCGCAGCAGCAGGGCUGGCCCGCCCUGGCCUCCUCGUCCUCGCGCGCCCUGGGCCACAUGGCUACGGCGUUGGCAACCGCGGCAGGGGCGGGCGCACCUGCAGCGGCACAUGCGAGCGCUCGGCAGGUGGUCGGGGCGCUGGAGGACGUGUUCUGCAUGCCCCCGCCCACCCCCGAGAUGUUCUCAGUGGCACUGGCCUCGGGCGGUGUCACCCGCCAGGGCGGCGGCAGUGGAGGCGGCAACAGCGGCGGCUCACCCCGGCCGCUGCCUGUCUCGCCCCACCUUGAUGCCCCACUGCCGCACUCUGCCGCGGCUGCAGCAGCAGCCCCCGCGCCUCAGCGCCUCUCCACUGCCUCACCCCACCCUCGGGUCCAGCCGACAGCUCAGCGGGUGCUGGCCUCUGGCGACGUGACCAACUCCUCCUCCUUCACCUCCUUCACCUCCUCCUCCUCCUCGUCGCCCGCCUUCAUGGACCCGCUGUGGCCCCAGCGGCCCCAGCAGCAGCAGCAGCAGCAGCGUGUGGGGGCGGAGGCAGGGGCCCGGACCGCCGCCGAGCAGGGCCCUUCGGCUGAGGCGGCCGGUGGGCCAGGGCCUCAGUGGCUGGUAGGGCGUGUUGAGGAGCCGGCGGAUCCGGGUGUGAUGGGGCGGGGAGCGGCGGCGCACGAGCUGCCGCCAGCGCCCGCAGUGUCCACAGCGGAGGCAGCGGGGACAGCGGCGCCCGAGGUACGCCGCGGCCGGGGGCGGCCCCGCAAGACGGUGAUGCUGUUGGGCGCCGGCGACGCCGGCCCGGCCUCAGCUCCCGCUUCGGAGGAGCCAGGGGCGGCGCCGCGCCGGGGCCGGGGGCGGCCGCGCAAGACCACCGAGCCGCCCACAGCAGCGGUACCUGAGACCGCAGCGGGGCCGGGGCGCGUGGUGGCCUGCCAGGCCGGGGCCUCACAGGUGCCGCAGGUGUCCCCGGCGCCUGCUGCUGCUGAGCUGUCCGAGCAGGCGGUGCUGCUGGGCCGCAUGCGGGUGGCGGGUGUGGCCACACGGCUGGCGGCGGAGUGGGUGCCGUGCAUGUCGCCGGGCGGCCUGAGGCAGCUGGUGCAGGAUGCUGAGGCCGAGCGACUGAGGCUGCUCGCGCGUGCUGCCGGCGGCGGUGGCGUCGGUGGCCCCGUGCACCCCGCCAGGCCUGCCAGUGGCUGCACCAGUCCGCAUGCGCUUGCUAAUGCGGCUGCCGCUGCCCGGCGCGCCGCCUGCAUUGGCGCCCACUCGGCGGCGCUGCUGCAGCAGUUGUACGACCGCACCGGCACCGCCAGUGUCAGCGCCAGCAGCAGCAGCAGUAGCAACAGUACUAGCGGGUCAGAGGUUGUCUCGGCGGAGCUGGUGCAGCUGCGUGUGGAAGUGUUGGAGACGCUGCUGGAGGUGCUGCGGAACAACCUGCCCGCGACACCACCCCCAGCGGCACCGGCACCGCCCGCAGCGGUGGCAACAGCACUGCCGCUGGCGGCUGUCUCGCCGCAGUCGCCGCGGGGCUACAGCGUGACAGCGGCAGCGAUGCCCGACACAUCUUCAAGUUCGGUAGCCGCGCCUACCGCCGCCUCCGUCAGGUGUGCGGCGCAGGUGGAGGCGGCGCCGCGGAGCAGGGCGGCGCGCAUCCUGGAGCGGGCCCGCUGUGCGGCAGCGCGCUCCCGGUCCGCGCGUGUGGCUGUAGCGUCUCCCGCGGAGGCAGGCCGAGCUGCAGAUGCGGAGGGGGCCAGUGCCGGCGAGGACGUGAAGGCGGUUGAGGCGGUUGCGCCCGCCGCCACGGCUGUCAGCGCACAGCAGCCGGGCUCGGGCCGCCCCUUGCGCACCAGCCCUGCUGCUGCAAAGGCCUCGAGGGCGCGGCCCGCUCCGCUGUCUGCGGCCGCCGGCGCCGCUCUGCCCAUGCCUACGUCCACAACCGGUAGCAAGCCAGCCGCGCUGUGGGGCUUUGCCGCCCUCACGCCGCGGCGGCGCCACCCGCGGUCUUGACUUGGCUCGGGCGGGUCGGCUGCGCCACCGCAGUAGACCGUAGCGCGUCCGUGUCGCGGCGGCGUGGCAGCUGUGGCCCAUUCCUUAAACAGUCAU